Molecule: messenger RNA, 1189 nt
Organism: Eruca vesicaria subsp. sativa (arugula)
Lineage: Eukaryota; Viridiplantae; Streptophyta; Magnoliopsida; Brassicales; Brassicaceae
Source: the annotation of a GenBank genome assembly
GAAUACUAGAGUCAAUUUCCGACCACGUCUGAGAUAACCAACUCAAGGUUCCGGUCAGAUAUUGCAGUCAUAUCGAGCCAACAAUGAUCACAAAUUGAACAAGAAUCAAAGCUGAAAUUCAGAAAUGACGAUUUCUACAUUAGUCUCACUCUCUCCUUUCACUCUAUCCACAAAAACUCAAUUCCUUACUUCAACACCCACAAGGUCUUUCUCAUCUUCGAUUUCUCCAAGAAGAUUCCAUCAAAACACGACUCAAAGUUCAAAUCUUUUCCACCCUUUACGCCGUAACUUCACCAGACGCUGUUCUUCUUCUCCAGAUGGGUUUCUCAAAGAAGAGAAAGAAGGAAACGAAAGCAUCGAGCUUUCAUCUAUUGGCGCAAACCCAGUGAAAUUCGCGAUAUGCGUUGUGUUCUGGGCUUCUCUCUCUUUGCUUUGGUUCGCUAGGUCCGGCGACGCCAAAGCUGCUGCUGCUGACUCCAUCAAAUCUUCGAGCUUUGGUCUCAGAAUAGCCGCCACUCUCCGCCGGUUUGCUUGGCCGGACGAAGCUGUGGUCUUUGCUUUGGCUACACUUCCGGUUAUUGAGCUGCGUGGUGCUAUCCCCGUCGGUUAUUGGAUGCAGCUUAAACCGGUGGUUCUCACUUUCUUCUCUGUUCUUGGCAAUAUGGUUCCGGUUCCAUUCAUCAUACUUUACCUCAAAAAGAUGGUGACUUUCUUAGCGGGUAAGAGCCAAACAGCUUCCAAAUUACUUGAAGUAUUACUGAAAAGAGCUAAAGAGAAAGCUGGGCCUGUGGAAGAGUUCCAGUGGUUAGGACUAAUGCUCUUUGUAGCCGUUCCAUUCCCUGGGACAGGUGCUUGGACAGGAGCUAUAAUAGCAUCGAUCCUCGACAUGCCGUUCUGGUCUGCUGUCUCGGCUAACUUCUGUGGGGUUGUGUUAGCGGGACUGCUUGUGAACUUGCUGGUGAAUCUUGGUCUGAAAGAAGCUGUUGUUGCUGGUAUUGCUCUCUUCUUUGUAUCUACGUUUAUGUGGAGUGUUCUCAGGAACGUUAGGAAGUCUAUAAGACCAUCUUUGCCUUGAAGGCUUGAAUUGGUUUUAUACUUUUAUUACAUGUUGAAGAAGAGUUCUUCACGUAUUGGUUCUUUUUUAAGUAGUUGACAAUGUUAUGAAGAAUCGAAAUAAAUUUGUUUCGCC